Metarhizium acridum CQMa 102 is the source of this 1827-nucleotide messenger RNA. RefSeq lists its product as uncharacterized. Lineage: Eukaryota; Fungi; Ascomycota; Sordariomycetes; Hypocreales; Clavicipitaceae. The record is from RefSeq and is a predicted model, not a curated record.
AUGGGUGCCUCUCGACGCAUAGGCCGACCUUCGGCUAGUAAAAAGUCUAAAAAGAAGUCUGUCAAGAUUCAUGUUCCUAAGAGGUCUCUCCCGGUUACUCUGCUUUCGGGAUUUUUGGGGGCUGGAAAGACGACUCUGUUGCAGCACAUUCUCCGCACGGAACAUGGGCUCAAAAUAGCCGUCGUCGUCAAUGACAUUGGAGCGAUCAACAUCGAUGCCGCCCUGAUCAAGAAAACGCACAAACUGACAAGAACAGAGGAAAAGGUCAUUGCCUUACAGAAUGGAUGCAUCUGUUGCACACUGAGAGGGGAUCUCCUUGAAGAAUUGGUGCGCAUCUCUCAGCUCGAAGAGUUUGACUACAUCAUCAUCGAGAGCAGUGGCAUUAGUGAGCCAGAGCAAGUGGCUGAAACCUUCGACGCUCGCCUUGCAGAACAGAUGGGCGACCUAGCAAGCGCAGAUACUACCAUGCCAUUAGACGAAAAUACAGUGAGAGUGCUCAAACAGAUUAAAGCUGCGGGUGGGCUGGAAAAGUUCGCUCAUCUCGAUACAACGGUCACGGUGAUUGAUGCUUUCACCAUGCUAAACGACUUUGAUACUGCGGAUAUUCUUUCGUCUCGUCGCGACGACGUCACCCCGGAGGAUGAACGAACGGUUUCGGAUUUGAUGGUUGACCAGAUUGAAUUUGCUGAUGUCAUCAUUCUUAACAAAGUCGACAUGAUUGACGAGGAAACUAAAACGGCGGCUAUAAGCUUGGUUAAGAAGCUCAACCACCGAGCCAAGAUUAUCCAGUCUACUCGCGGCAAGGUCGAGGUCAAAGAACUCGUCAACACUGGCUUGUUCAAGCUGGACGUCGCCCAGUCUGGGUACGGAUGGCUGCAAGACCUUCACGAAAUGACGGUGCGCGAGGUCAAUGGACGAAAUGUUGCAACACCCAAGCCAGAGACUGAGGAAUACAAUGUCCAGAGUUUCAUCUACACCCGACGCAGGCCUUUUCACCCUCGAAGGCUAUUUGGCUUGAUAUAUGACAAGUUUAUUCUUCAAAGGGAGCAUCCCGAUGAAGAAGAUGACGAAGAUGAUGAGCUUGACGAACAAGACUCCAGCAUGACCGGGCAGGACGAUCCACGCAGCUCAGGAUCAGUUUCAGGAUCGGACAGACGUGGAAGCGAUUCGGAACAGUCUGAGAAGAGCUCCGCAUCUACAGCUCGAACUGCGCCAUCUCUUGAAGGGGAACCACGGAAGCACACAGACGACGACACGGCCAUGGAUAUCGACGUUGACAUGGACAUCCCACCCAACGCAACGAUCCUGGCCAAUAAACGCGCCCACCCUAUAUUUAGGCGUCUUUUCCGAUCAAAGGGCGAAUUCUUCCUGGCCACCCGCCCCCAUCGGGCGGGAGACUGGUCACAAGCCGGUGCCAUGCUAACACUGACGGGCGGACGGCCCUGGUUCUGCACGCUACCGCCGGAAGAGUAUACUACCGGUGACAAGGACGUCGAUUCUCUUGUACAGCACGACAUCAUGAAGGGCGGUGAGUGGGGUGAUCGCCGACAAGAGCUAGUCUUUAUUGGCGAGAAGCUAGACCAUGCAAACCUGGAGAAGCUCCUGGACGAGUGUUUGCUUACCGACGGGGAGAUGGAGGAGUGGGAGAAGGUCAUGAGAGACGGUGGGCUCGAUGACUCGCUGCGUGUUGAUGCACUGCAGGACGUGUUUGACGACGGGUUCCCAGAUUGGAUUGAAGAAGACGAUGCCGAGGACAUGGACGAAGACGGCCAUCAUGGCCACAACCACAGCCGUAGUUCGAAACACGGCGUGUUAGUCGGAAACUAA